Molecule: messenger RNA, 3972 nt
Organism: Paramuricea clavata
Lineage: Eukaryota; Metazoa; Cnidaria; Anthozoa; Malacalcyonacea; Plexauridae
Source: the annotation of a GenBank genome assembly
UUUAACAAACAUAACCGUAUCUCCGCGUUUUCUACAUCCCGUCAAAUCGGUAUACUUAUCCAUUUCCUAUUUUCAGAAAUUACCAGCACACCACAGACGUCACAGCGCUCGCAAGCGAUCUUAUCAACACAGUUUGAUGCUCUUCCGAAGAGAAGCAUUGAAAACGAAAUCUCCUAGCAUUAAUUCGUGCGUGUGCAAGAGUGUCAUAUUGUAUUGCGAGGAAAUUCCCAUCUUCAGAAGUCUAUAAUUGCUUUCAGCAGAAAAAGGUGACUUGUUAGUUUCAUUUAUUUAUUUAUUUAUAUUCCGCAUAAUUUGCCGCAACUUACUACCAUUCGAUUCAGUAAUACAAUAUCCAAUUCCUAACGAUAGUUUUAGUCAAUAUCAACAUCGUAGCGAUUUAUGGGCCUUUGAAAGCCAGAUCGUAUAUAAUCAAUUAUUUAAUUUUCUGAACUGAUAAAUUAUAAACUAAUCAUACCUUUCGCCAAACAAACUUCGAACCCUUAGGACGUAUCUUCUUCGUAAGUUGAGCAGAGCCUGGCGCAUUAUGCGACGUUGGAGUGACAUUGAUUCAUACGUCGCUCCACUUAUGUGCGAAACCUAACUCAACUUUUUAAAAUUUAUUAGUAUUAGAUUAGAUUAUUAAUCUUUUAAAGACUUCUUUGUUUUGAAUUCUUUUUAUUUAGGAUUCGCUCGCGAAUGCUUUUAUUAAUGUGUGUACCGAACUGAAAAAUGUGUCAAAUUUGCAACCGGAUGAAAUCUUGGUGUACGGACCGUGGUAUUUACCGCAGAUGGGUAAUUGUUAUGUACAGUAUAAAUAUACAGUAUAAAUAUUUAACAAUUAGAUUACGAGCUCGAGAUUUCUACAAGGUGAUAGUUGAUGAGGACGAAGCCCAAAUCAACUAUCACCGUAAUAGAAACCUGAAGCGAGUAAUCUAAUUGUUUUAGUUGAAUCAAAGAUCAAACAAAAUAUAUAAGGCUCUAAACAUUUGCCACAACGGGCGGAAGUCAAACAAUUAUGUCGAAUUACGUGUUGUGACGUCACUUUGCAAGGGCUGAAGAAAAGCACAGACAGUUGAUCAAACACAGACUCCAGCAGAUAAUAGAUAUACAAAAUCGGUUAACGUUUGUUUAUCACUAAUUCACUACCUCCUCCGCAGGCCAUACAGCCCGUAAUGAGUAUGCCCGUUCGCAGGUUGAAAUUUGAAAUUUGAGGCGAAGGCUUGCGUAAUUCGCACCAAUUUUAUUAACGUCGUUUAUUCCCUAACCACCUGACACUCAUGAAGUUAUUGACUCUUAUGCGCUUAUCGUCACCGAAGAAUCAGUUUUCAGGGUUUUUUUUUCAGGUUUUUUUCACGUUUUAUCCCCCGAUCCGGGUUUUUUUCUUUUAUCCGCGUUUCAUCCCCUCUUUCACCGCGUUUUAUCCUGACUCCGCGGUCUAACGCUUGAAUUCAAAUGGUCAGUAAUAUUUUAAAAAUUCCUCUCAGAAACACAGCUCGAUAUUUCAAUGUAUUGAAAACGAAACUGCGUAGCUUUUAUUGAAAUGUGUACAGAACUGACUUGUAAAAAUGUGUCAAAUUCUCAACCGGCUUAAAAUCACUUGAUAUAUCUAUAUUGAUCUGUUAAGUAUUUUUCACUCAGUUAGCACCAACUGUAUUCUAAGUAGAAUUGAGAUAUGUAUCUACGAAUGUCAACAUUUCUGAAAAUGAGCAUCAUCUGUUACACUAGUUGGUCGCCAUCUGCUAGCCUAUGAGAAGACCCAAUAGUAAGACAAUUUUUUUCAUUCGACAGGUCAACAUGAGGGGAAAGAAGGAAUUAUUCAUGCUGAUCACAGGCCUCGUGUUGUUCAUAUUUGACCUGGUCACAGACAUCUUUGUAGGUGUACGGUAUAGGCUUAAAGGCGAAUAUUGGUGGUUUGGUCUGACGUUACUUUUUAUUAUCGUACCUCUUUACAUCGUCGGUGUUAUGGCUGCCUAUCAAACAGUUUCUAAAGAUAAUUUAAUAAGUUCUUUAUCGUUUGCAUGUACAUGGUGGCCCAUUUUUGCGCGUUAUGUCGACGAGUUCAAAUAUUGGAAGCAAACAUAUCGGGAUGAUCACCCUUGUGGAGACAACUAUAAGGAAUGCAGUUGUGCAGAUUGCGAACAGUACCGCGUGGCGAUAACGACGUCUAACAAGUCAGCAUACAGGCUCGCGUGGGUACGUUAUGUAGAGACACUUACUGAGUCUACUCCACAAUGGUGUCUACAGGUUUACAUCAUGUUACGUCAGUGGGAUUUUCCAUGGUUAACCGUGCUCUCAGCCGUGGUUUCCCUGCUUUCUUUAGCAUGGAGUAUUACCGCUCUUGAGAAAGCGAGAGUAAAUAAAAAUAGCCAUAAUUUCACACUGCCAGCCACGGUUGUAUUUUUCACUUCUCAAUUGUCUAGUCUGCUAUCCAGACUUUUUGCAAUUUCAGCAGUGGCAUACGUCUUUAAGGAACAUGUGAUCACAGCACUGGUGGUUCAUUGGAAGAUGAUGUCUGUUGUCACAUGGUUGAGAAUCACUAAUUUUGAUGACGGCAUGUGUGAUGAAGUAAAAAGAUUUUUUCAGAACAGUAUUCUCAGCUUUCUGCUUAUGUUACACGUGCCGAAUGCGUUCACCAAAGAAUAUUCCAGUUCACGCAUUCUCCAUAUUGUGUUGUACAAUUUAAUAUCUGUAGAGAACGUUUUGCUCGCAAUCUUUGCGGUGACAAUACCAACACCUGAUGUGAAACAUAUGAGUGUACUGAGACCAAUUGUGCUGUCGUUGGUUAUAAUAGGCGUGGUCCAAGGUACCAUUUUUUACAUAAUAUAUGACAAGCUCUUCACACCGGGACAAGAACCACAUGAACCAGACGAAGAAGAAAACGUGUAAUACAACAUGCUACCAAGUGAACGAUAUCUGGAGAAAAAAAACCACUUUUGAACAUCUCUGCAUGCAUAAAUUCAUGUUGCUAUGAGAAUUAACAAUGCUGUAUUACAACUCAUACUACUAUAUACCAAUAGUAAAAAUAUACAUGAAAGAAUUACUUAAUUCUGAUUAAGAGUCCUGCAAUUUUAUUGAGAAACCGUGUCACGUGGAAAUUGGUUUAAAUUUUGACAGUUGAAAACUUGCAUGAAAUUGUUGUGUCAUUCCAAUGAAUGAGUAAAUCAUUUAUAUCUCACGUGGUUCAUGCAACACGUGACCACAAUUUGUUUCUGCAUAAUUUCUUCAUGUAUAUUAUGAAUCAUAAUAGUGUGGUUUCUCGUGGAAUUUGGAGAAAAAAAACAAUUGUAAGUUUUUCAAAAGCUGCUAUCGUUCUUCGUCGGGACUUGUACAAGUUUUAUUGUCAAAUUAACAAUUUUUUACAUUAUAUAUAGAAUUGUAAAUCGCACUUAGUUAACGUAAUUUACAAAUAUAGCUGUCAAUAUAACUAUAUAAUAGCCUAUAACCAAUCAGCAUGAGCUCCACCUUUGAAUUUACUAUAUGAGUAAAUUCUUAAACACGUCCGAAUUUAUCAUUAUGAUAAAUUCGCGGCAAAUUUUGAAUUUAUCAUAAUAAUAAAUUCGCGGCACCUAACACUAACCCUAACCCUAACCCCAACCCUAACCACUAACCCCUAACCACUAACCCCUAACCCUAACUUUUUUAACUUUUCAAAUUUUUUUAACUUUUUUAAAAAUUUAACUUUUUAAAAUUUUCUUGCUUUUCAAAACUCUUUUAAAACUUUUUUAAAAAAUAUUUUUUCUAAAAACUUGAAAUGUCUUUUCCACGAUGGGUGCCAACCCAUUGCUGCUUGGCAGCAUCUGAAUCAGCUGUAACGAUUGUUUAGUUAAAAGUUGAUUACGCAGUAGUUUUUUCAGUAAAGAGAAACUGUGAACGCGUAUACAAGCAAAGUCAUAGAAGGAAUUUUGUCUUUUGGUAUACUCUUGCAAUUAAAUUCACCGCUAUUUUCCCUAUUCAAUCUUGGUAAGUCUUGUG